Molecule: messenger RNA, 924 nt
Organism: Phytophthora sojae
Lineage: Eukaryota; Oomycota; Peronosporomycetes; Peronosporales; Peronosporaceae
Exons: 7
Coding region: 1-924 (307 amino acids)
Source: RefSeq, a predicted model, not a curated record
AUGAUGCAGGCGGAGAUGGAGCUCAUGGAGAGCAUCAAGCUGAACGAACGCAAUGUGGCCACGGUGAACGCCCGCAUCAAACACUUCAAGGAGUUGGUCGCACAAGAGCGCGCACGUUACAAGGCGUUGAAGGGCGCGCUGGCGGAGGAUGCCAACGAGCUUCAGAACCUUGAGGAGAAACAAGUUGUUGCCGAAGCCAAGCAUCGACAAUUCCAAGACGCUGUGGCGCAGCGGGAGAGUGAAGUGCAGGUGCUGCGCUCGCGGUUUCAGCAGCAGCGAGCCGCUAUGCUGAGCUUGAGGCACCAGAUCAUGGAAUCUACUGCUCAGCUGCAGAAGUUGUCCCAGUCUAAAGAGGUUGUGGAGAUGGAGACACACAAACUUGGUGCCGCCUUGGGUGAGUGCGCCGAGCCGACGGAACAGCGGACUUCACGUCAGAAGCUCCGCGCGAAGAUCAGAUAUACUCAGCAAUUCAUCGCCCAAAUGGAGGAAGAGACAAGUCAACUUGUGGAAAAGAGGACCACGCUCGAAGCCGAGGUGCUGAAGUGCGAGCAGGAGGCUCACAAACUGCGCGAGUCAAUCUUCUACAAAGAGAAAGAAACCGAGGUCUUGUUCAGUCGUCUGCGCGAGGACACUCUCCGUGUUGCCCGAGAAAACGGGAAGUUGGAAGGCAAGCUGAAAGCCAAGCGCAGAAAGUUUCGACUGAAGACGAAAAACGAGAUCAGCUCACUCAAACGCAGAAUCUCCUUCAUCACAUCUGAGCUCGAACGAGGUCAGAUGACGAAUGAGGAUGCGCUGUCUGUCAUUGACGCGCUUAGUGCCAAGCGCGAGGCACUGGAAGGGAGGUAUGCCUGUCCUAAUCUUUCCUAUGCUCGCUUUGUUUUGACCGUUCACGCAACUUAUCUCGGUCAGGCUCCAAGAGCGUAA